AAGGGGUGGGACGUGAGAGAAUUGCCCUUCCCGGUUGGACAAGAGAGAGUGGCUCACGCAAGUGUCAAAGAGACUCUUCCAAGUUCCGAAAUUGGAUGCAUUCAAUUAAUUUGGCAGAAAGGGGUUCAUACACGAUUGCCAUUUGUAAGGAAAACAUCGCGUUCAGAGGUGCUGGUCAGAGCCACGAGGGGGCAAUGUCUGGCAGCAGUGGUGCUGCCAACAGCAGUAGCUGGACUGUCCUCACAGCUGAGGAGACUGUUGCUGAGACACUGAGGCCUGUAGCGGAGGGAACAGAACACCAUGAAGAAACACCCAGUCAUACUGCUGCAGAGAAACCUACAGGUACACCCAGUCAUACUGCCGCAGAGAAACCUACAGGUACACCCAGUCAUACUGCUGCAGAGAAACCUACAGAGAGUAGGCCUGGGGAGGAUGCCGUGUCUGCUGAAGAGUCUCACUCUGUGAAGCUACAGCAGGAGACCCAGGAAACACAACCAGAGAGGGACAAGGAUUACACCCCUGUUGUAGAGAGUCCCACCCAUGACCUUCCUUUUGACCCUGCCCCUGACUCCACCCCUGCCCUCGACUCCACCUCUGCUAGUGUUGCUCCUCUGAGCUCUCUGUUAGAAGUCCCCGCCCCCACAGGGCUUGACUCAGAUACACACAGCCAAUCCAGAAGCCUCCCUGGGAACCCAGCCCCUCCCAUCUCUGACCCUGAUUCGUUCUCUGACUCCUACACCCACAUUCGCUCCUCCCCCGACCUUGAAGAGCCCCCAGCCUUGCUGCUCAACACUGAGCCACCGGAAGAGGUGGGGCUUGUACAGGAAGCGGAGGGGUAUAUACAGGAUGUGCAUCAUCAUUAUGAGGAGGGGCUUGGGCAGGAAGAGGAGGAGUCUGAUCUGUCUGAGGUCAGGGCCAAGACAGACUCUCAUCUGGAAGGGGAAGUGGUGGGGGAGGAGGAGGAAGGGGUGUCAGGGGUGAGGAGGAGGCGGGGGUCUCUCCUGGCAGCUCUGGAGCGGAUCGGGAGGAAGGAGGAGGAAGAGGAGGAGGAGGAUGAGUUCCGGAUUCCGCAGCAGAGGGAGCAAGAGGAGACUGGUUUCUCUCUCAACAAGUGCAUCCUAGGAGCUGUCAUACUGCUGGGCCUCGGAACCAUCUUCUUCUCAGGUGUCUUCAUGGACCUGGAUGAUGAGGGGGACUAUGAUGCCAGGGACCUGAGAGAAACAGAGGUGGUGGGAAAACAGGAAUGGCUGAAUCCUGAGGUUCCUCUUCCACCACCUGUAGAAGUUGACAGUACAGACCAACUGAAUAAACUGGCUAAAGAAGACCCACGGAUAGCUGUACUGCAAGCCCAACUCCUGGCACAGAAAGAGGAGAUAAAAGUAGCACAGAAGGAGGCGGAGGAUGGAGGGAAGGAGAGAAAGAAGAGGGAGGAGGUGGAGAAGGAGCACGGUAGGAUGAAGAGAGAGAUGAUGUCGCUCCCUGUCCUUCAGAAGGAGAACGAGAGGAUGAAGAGAGAGCUGGAGUCUGUUCCUGUCUUACAGAAGGAUCUAGAGACACUCAGAGCCACAGUGACUGAACUAAAACACAGCACAGCCAAGGAUGCAGCUCCAUCUCCAGUCUCUGCCUCUGUCCAGCCCCCCUCUGGCCAAGCUGGGGAUGACAGCCAGAACACAGCAGGAACGAUGGAGAGGGAGGGCAAGAAACCAGGGAAGGGAGUGAAAAAAGAGUUGAAGGAAGAGGAGACUGAUUGGAAUAAGGGAGGGAAGACUGAUUGGAAUAAGGGAGGGAAGACUGAUUGGAAUAAGGGAGGGAAGACUGAUUGGAAUAAGGGAGGGAAGACUGAUUGGAAUAAGGGAGGGAAGACUGAUUGGAAUAAGGGAGGGAAGACUGAUUGGAAUAAGGGAGGGAAGACUGAUUGGAAUAAGGGAGGGAAGACGGAUUGGAAUAAGGGAGGGAAGACGGAUUGUAAUAAGGGAGGGAAGACGGAUUGUAAUAAGGGAGGGAAGACGGAUUGUAAUAAGGGAGGGAAGACGGAUUGUAAUAAGGGAGGGAAGAAGGAUUGGAAUAAGGGAGGGAAGACUGAUUGGAAUAAGGGAGGGAAGAAGGAUUAUAAGGUUGAAAAAGAGUGGAGAAGUGGAAAAUAUGACCAGGAGAAAGAAGGAAAAGAGUGGAAGAAGAAAGAAGACAAGAAGGGAGAAUGGAAGAAAGAUAAAUCUAGCAGAGGGGAUGAGGGCAAACCAUGGAAAGACAGAGGAAACAAGAUGGAAUGGAAGGAGAAGAGGGAGAAAAAAGACUGGAAGGUGGAGAAAGAUUGGAAAAAGGAAACACCUGAAAGAUGGAGUGAUAGCAAGGAGUGGAAGAAAGGCAAGGAUGAGCGGAAGGGAAAAGAGACCAAUCAAAAGAAAGGUUGGAAUGAGGGCAGGGAUGAGUGGAAGGGAGAGAAGGAUGACUAUAAGGACCUUGGCAAAGGAUGGAAGGAGAGAGGAGAGAAAAAGGAGUGGAAGGGAGAGAAAGAUUGGACAAAGAAAGACAUCAGUAAAGAGUGGAAGAGUAAGGACAACAGGAGAGAAAAUGAGUGGUCUGAUGGAAAUAGAAAGAUGGAAGGAGUGAAGGAGGAGAGAAACGGUGGGAACUGGAAAAAGGACAGAGGGAAUGACCAGUACGAGAAGGACCACCACCACCACUACUCUAAGGAAGGGCAGAAAGAGAGAGAGAGGAGAAGGAGAGAAAAGGGCCCUCCCCAAACUCACCGAAGACCCCCCCUUGAGCAACCUGACUACUGGAGCCACCAGAGAGAACGACUGCAGCACAAACCCAACCCUCAAACCCACUGCAGUUCAGUGGAGGCCUGCGCCCAGGAAGAGGGGCUGCUCCCUGUCACCAUGCCAGAGUUUGAGGCCCUGCUCCUGGGUUACUUGGUCAAGGCAGAGAGGGUGGGGGUGGAGGCCUCCAAGAGGGAGGAGCUCAGUAAGCUAACCAAGGAGUUCUUCAGUGACGGAGUGUUCGUUCACGACCAGAUGAGCUUCAAGGACUUUGUGGAGGAUGUGGAUGACAUCUUAGAGGAUAUGGUGGAGGAUGAGGAGGUAGAGGAGGAGAUGGAUAACUUUGAGGAAGAGGCAAUGAACAGGUUUUCAGUUCCAGGGGGAGGAGAGAGGGAGAAGUGGAAGAAGGAUAGUGGGAGAGGACGGGUGUGAUGGAGUGAGAAAGGGAGUCAACGCAUGUCAGGAGGAGCGGAAAGAUAAAGGUGGAGGAAAAUAGAUGGAUGUGCUGCAAGGUAGAAUUUAGGAGGAGCAACACACAUAUACAUACUGCUCCAAAAAAUAAAGGGAACACUAAAAUAACACAUCCUAGAUCUGAAUUAAUUAAAUAUUAGUAAAUACUUUUUUCUUUACAUAGUUGAAUGUGCUGACAACAAAAUUACACAAAUUAUCAAUGGAAAUCAAAUUUAUCAACCCAUGGAGGUCUGGAUUUGGAGUCACACUCUAAAUUAAAGUGGAAAACCACACUACAGGCUGAUCCAAAUUUGAUGUAAUGUCCUUAAAACAAGUCAAAAUGAGGCUCAGUAGGGUGUGUGGCCUCCACGUGCCUGUAUGACCUCCCUACAACGCCUGGGCAAGCUCCUGAUGAGAUGGCGGAUGGUCUCCUGAGGGAUCUCCUCCCAGACCUGGACUAAAGCAUCUGCCAACUCCUGGACAGUCUGUGGUGCAACGUGGCGUUGGUGGAUGGACAUGAUGUCCCAGAUGUGCUCAAUUGGAUUCAGGUCUGGGGAAUGGGCGGGCCAGUCCAUAGCAUUAAUGCCUUCCUCUUGCAGGAACUGCUGACACACUCCAGCCACAUGAGGUCUAGCAUUGUCUUGCAUUAGGAGGAACCCAGGGCCAACCGCACCAGCAUAUGGUCUCACAAUGAGUCUGAGGAUCUCAUCUUGGUGCCUAAUGGCAGUCAGGCUACCUCUGGCGAGCACAUGGAGGGCUGUGCGGCCCCCCAAAGAAAUGCCACCCCACACCAUGACUGACCCACCGCCAAACCGGUCAUGCUGGAGGAUGUUGCAGGCAGCAGAACGUUCUCCACGGCGUCUCCAGACUCUGUCACGUCUGUCACAUGUGCUCAGUGUGAACCUGCUUUCAUCUGUGAAGAGCACAGGGCGCCAGUGGCGAAUUUGCCAAUAUUGGUGUUCUCUGGCAAAUGCCAAACGUCCUGCACGGUGUUGGGCUGUAAGCACAACCCCCACCUGUGGACAUCGGGCCCUCAUUACCACCCUCAUGGAGUCUGUUUCUGACCGGUUGAGCAGACACAUGCACAUUUGUGGCCUGCUGGAGGUCAUUUUGCAGGGCUCUGGCAGUGCUCCUCCUGCUCCUCCUUGCACAAAGGCGGAGGUAGCGGUCCUGCUGCUGGGUUGUCACCCUCCUACGGCCUCCUCCACAUCUCCUGAUGUACUGGCCUGUCUCCUGGUAGCGCCCCCAUGCUCUGGACACUACACCGACAGACACAGCAAACCUUGCCACAGCUCGCAUUGAUGUGCCAUCCUGGAUGAGCUGCACUACCUGAGCCACUUGUGUGGGUUGUAGACUCAGUCUCAUGCUACCACUAGAGUGAAAGCACCGCCAGAUUUCAAAAGUGACCAAAACAUCAGCCAGGAAGCAUUGGAACUGAGAAGUGGUCUGUGGUCACCACCUGCAGAACCACUCCUUUAUUGGGGGUGUCUUGCUAAUUGCCUAUAAUUUCCACCUGUUGUCUAUUCCAUUUCCACAACAGCAUGUGAAAUUUAUUGUCAAUCAGUGUUGCUUCCUAAGUGGACAGUUUGAUUUCACAGAAGUGUGAUUGGCUUGGAGUUACAUUGUGUUGUUUAAUUGGUCCCUUUAUUUUUUUGUGCAGUGUAUAUACUACCGUUCAAAAGUUUGGGGUCAUUUAGAAAUGUCCUUGUUUUUGAAAAAAGUACUUUUUUGCGGGUCUUUUAAAAAUAAGAUUGAUCAGAAAUACAAUGUAGUCAUUGUUAGUGUUGUAAAUUACUAUUGUAGCUGGAAACUGCUGAUUUUUUUAUGGAAUAUCUACAUAGGCGUACAGAGGCCCGUUUUCAGCAACCAUCACUCCUGUGUUCCAAUGGCACGUUGUGUUAGCUAAUCCAAGUUGAUCAUUUUAAAAGGCUAAUUGAUCAUUAGAAAACAUUAGUGUCUAGUUUGAGAAACGGAUGCCUCGCAAGUCCUCAACUGGCAGCUUCAUUAAAUAGUACCCGCAAAACACCAGUCUCAACGUCAACAGUGAAGAGGCGACUCCGGGAUGCUGGCCUUCGAGGCAGAGUUGCAAAGAAAAAGCCAUAUCUCAGACUGGCCAAUAAAAAUAAAAGAUUAAGAUGGGCAAAAGAACACAGACACUGGACAGAGGAACUCUGCCUAGAAGGCCAGCAUCCCAGAGUCGCCUCUUCACUGUUGACGUUGAGACUGGUGUUUUGUGGGUGCUAUUUAAUGAAGCUGCCAGUUGAGAACUUGUGAGCCGUCUGUUUCUUAAACUAGACACUUCAAUGUACUUGUCCUCUUGCUCAGUUGUGCACCGGGGCCUCCCACUCCUCUUUCUAUUCUGGUUAGGGCCAGUUUGCGCUGUUCUGUGAAGGGAGUACACAGCGUUGUACGAGAUCUUCAGUGUCUUGGCAAUUUCUCGCAUUGAAUAGCAGUCAAUUCUCAGAACAAGAAUAGACUGACGAGUUUUAGAAGAAAGCACUUUGUUUCUGGCCAUUUUGAGCCUGUAAUCACAAAUGCUGAUGCUCCAGAUACUCAACUAGUCUAAAGGCCAGUUUUAUUGCUUCUUUAAUCAGUACAAUAGUUUUCAACUGUGCUAACAUAAUUGCAAAAGGGUUUUCUAAUGAUUAAUUAGCCUUUUAAAAUUGAAUUAGCUAACACAGGAGUGAUGGUUGCUGAUAAUGGGCCUCUAUACGCCUAUGCAGAUAUUCCAUAAAAAAUCAGCCGUUUCUAGCUACUAGUCAUUUACAACAUUAACAAUGUCUACACUGUAUUUCUGAUCAAUUUAUUUUAAAGGACAAAAAAUUUGCUUUUCUUUCAUAAACGAGGGCAUUUCUAAGUGACCCCAAACCUUUGAACGGAUAUAUAGAUAUAUGUUAUACACACACACACACAGUUUUGUAUAUCUAACCUUGUAUAACUAAUCCAUUCAAAAUCCUGUACCCUAACAUUAAUCCUUAAACCUAGCUUCUAACCCCAAAACUAAACCUAGCUCCUAACCCCAAAACUAAACCUAGCUCCUAACCCUGAACUUAAUUCUAACCAUAACACCAAUUCUAACCUUAACCCUAAACCCCCUAGAAAUAGCAUUUGAUCUUGGGGACUAACAAAAUGGCCCCAGUUGGUCAAAUUUGUUUGUUGACUAUUCUUGUGGGGACUUCUGGUCCCCACAAAUAUAGUGAAACUCGUCCACACACACACACACACACACACUAUCUACUAAUGUCUUUAAUCUUAUGCUAUUUUCCAUUUCAACAGUUUAAAAGUCUGAAUGAAUAAUGUAUUACACCCAAACACUCACACCUCAGGCAUUCAUUUCAGAGGGAUCUGUGAAGUUGUUGAUGGGAGUAGAGAGAGAGACUAGCAGGCCAGUGGCACUGAGGAAACAGAGGUCCGUCCAGCAGUCUUAACAUAGCUAGUCGGAGGGGACUAGAACUUGUCUCGCAAUGGCCAAUCCCAAAUCAGCCCCUCGCCUAACCUCUUACUGUCCCCAAGCACAUAGGAAACCAAACCACCCAGGAUCGCUAGCCUAGAAAAGUGAUGUAACACUUGUCUGUUUCAUAAAUAGGAGUGUGUUUCCGCUGUAGAUUACACUAUGCAUUGUGCACUGCCAAGUUAACCCUUUCACUGGUGGCAUGUAGCGUUGGUAGCUUUCAUUCAUGUCAAUCAUUUCUGUUAACUUAUUUAUUAAUAACUUUAUUUUUGUUUGUGAGACGUGGUCUUUAAAAGUCAUUAAAGGAUAUAUUUACAAAGUGACUGAAGUACUGAGGAGGAGUGAAUGUAUCGUGAUGGUGAUGCAGGUCUUUAUUUUCAUGGUAAUGUUCAACAGGUUGUAAAUAGUGCACUAAAACACCACACACUUACAAACUAUUUGAAUGAUAUAUUCUGUAUAAAUGUCAGAAGGCACAUUAACUUGCUUUGGAGACCAUGUAAUAUGAUGACCAUGUGCAUCCAUCCCUUUGGAUAAAGAGGGAAUGUAUUGAAAACACUAAAACGUCUUUACUUUUGGUUAUGUUGCAACUGUUAUUAUGAAGCAAAAUGCUCAUGGCACUUAAGAUAAGGAUUGUCUUCAGGAAAGAAAACAGUUGGAUGUUGUGGUGCAACUACUUUACACUCCUGUAUUUACUUAAAUAGUAGAAUGAUCAUUAGAAUAUCCACCUAAUGACAACUUAUUAUUUAAAAAAAGUUAAUUUUAAGAGUUUCUAAUUCUGUUGAAUUCUUUGAGAUAAGUACCAAAAGGUAUGACUGUUACCAUAGUUUCAUAGUAAAUACCUGGUAGAUACCAGAUGAAGCAGGGCUGUAAAAUCAAGUCUGACUGAUGCCCUAUGUUUACAUGAUGGUAACUGUGUAAGUCUGAUGAUUGACAAGCCCAGAUCCACUCAUUAAAACAUUGAUUGAACGGACAUUCAAGUUGAACCACGUGGGCUUACAGAGGCAUCGUUGAAAACUCCACUUUGUGUGAUUUAAAUGUGCAAAUGUAACAUGGUACGAUUGUGAUAAAAGCAACCUAAUAAAUGAAGCUUUGACCUUCUGAAGAA
Molecule: messenger RNA, 7768 nt
Organism: Oncorhynchus keta (chum salmon)
Lineage: Eukaryota; Metazoa; Chordata; Actinopteri; Salmoniformes; Salmonidae
Gene: pbxip1b
Product: pre-B-cell leukemia homeobox interacting protein 1b
Exons: 11
Coding region: 96-3194 (1032 amino acids)
Source: RefSeq, a predicted model, not a curated record